Molecule: messenger RNA, 840 nt
Organism: Pseudomyrmex gracilis
Lineage: Eukaryota; Metazoa; Arthropoda; Insecta; Hymenoptera; Formicidae
Product: sperm flagellar protein 1
Exons: 4
Coding region: 160-798 (212 amino acids)
Biological process (GO): regulation of cytoskeleton organization
Cellular component (GO): axoneme
Molecular function (GO): microtubule binding
Source: RefSeq, a predicted model, not a curated record
UUCUUCUUAAUUUCUACCCCUCUCUUUCUCUCUCUCUCUCUCUCUCUAUUACUAAAUACAGAAAAACUGUAUUGAACACAAAUUAUUUUAUUCGAACAGAUCUGAAACUGGUCACAAGCGCAAACAUCGAGCGAAUUCAUUCUGUACGAUAGGAUAAAAAUGAUGUCGACCGCGCUUAAAAAUUUUAGAUACAUAUUGAACAUGAACGCGAGUUCGGAAACUGGUGAUCAUCUCGGAAAGAUCUACAAUUGGAUCGACGGCAUCAAGUUUUCCAGGCCUAAAAGAAACAUAGCCAGAGACUUCUCCGAUGGUGUAUUGAUGGCGGAAUUACUGAAACGCUAUUAUCCUAAACACGUGGAUGUGCACAAUUACAUCACCGGGAACAGUGUUUCAAAGAAGAUUGACAAUUGGUGCAUGUUAAAUCGCAAGGUACUGUCGAAGAUAGACAUGAAAUUGGGAAAAGAAGUGAUCAAUCAACUAGCAAGUUCUCAACCGGGUAUUAUCGAGAAAGUUCUUUCUGACUUGCGAGUUAAAAUCCUAAAAGACAGCAACAUUGACAGAGAAUCCUUAUAUCUUUGCCACGAAGAGUGCAAAGAAGCAGUCAAGUCUACACUAAAUCCUGACGAGACAACAAACAAAACUGUCCCUCAAUAUCUUUUCAUCCGUUUAAAGCGAGAAUUACAAGAAAAAAGUAAUAUAAUCUCUAUAUUACAACAGAGGAUCUCACACUUGGAAAGUAUAAUGAAGUUAAAAGACCAGAGAAUUGACGAUCUCACGGCACAGAUCACAAAACAUUAAUCAAACAAUCCCUUGUAUCUCGUGCUAUCGACUAGAAUCAUA